UACGCAGAUCCUAAAUGAUCAUGAAUGAACUAUUCAUUAUAGGAUAUGUAAUAAUUUUCAUAAUUUGUGAUUAAUUCAGAAUUAUGACAUUUCAUUGAAGCUUCAAUGAAAAUAACGCAAUAAAACUUCAGUUAUUAUUCGUACAUUGUACAGUGCUGUUUAUAUUUCAGCUAAUGACUCGUGUACAUAUCUGUAUUUCUCAACAAGUAAUUGCAAUCGAGAUCUCAACUACCCGUUAAAUAAAUUAACACACGUUGUGCAGUACGUAAUCAAUACAUCGUCGUGUAGAUAUUAAAGUUUAAAUGCAAAUGUCAUGAACUCUGUGUUACCCGUGACAGUGCUUUUUGUUUGCUAUAAAUAGAAAAAGCUUAUUAUGAAACUUAAAGAAGUAUUUGAAACUUUUAAUCAAGUUUAAAAUGAAGCAUGACCCUAAUGUAGACUGAUUCAGAUCUCUGAUCUUCCCAAGCUUUUUUCUCAUUUUGUGCUUAAUGCCAAAAUAUUAGAUAAUAUCACUAUGGAGCAAAAUAAUGUAGGGAAUAGUAAAAGUUCAAUAUACGUAGCAAUUUCAUUUAAAAAAUUAUGUUUGGCAACAGUGUCUUUGCCUCUUGUUACCCUCUUAAUUUGUUUCGUUACGGCAUAUAUCUUUCAGCAAGAUGAUAUUCACGAAACACAUUGCAGGGUUUAUAAUGUACUUCCAUCAAUCUCAGCUAUUACCGGUAUAUCUCCACAGAGAUAUUUGUGGCGUAUAAGCAUAGCAUUACAUAUUGGUCCUCGUUUGAUCAUUGCCAGUGUUUAUCACUCAUAUUACUACAAAAUACUUAAAGCAAUUGAAGAUGUACCUUCAAGGAUUGUGGGAUGUAGGCUUUUGAAUUUAUGCUACUGGUUAAAUAUCGCAGAGGUAGCAGCCUUGUGUGGUGUUACAUAUAUCUCCAACAGAGAAAAUUAUUCUGUGCACGAGAAGAUCUUCAUUGCUUUCAUGAUUAGCUCUCUUACAUAUAUGCUAAUGGCAGUAAGGUUGGGUCGUCUUGUGACGCCAAAUGCACAAAGCCUUCAGUACAAACAGGCACUUUUUGUAACAAGUCUUAUUAGUACUAUUGGACUCAUUAUUUUCUUUCUAAAACACAGACUACUGUGCCACGAUUUGGCAUUUAGUUGGUUUUCCUUAUGCGAGUAUGUGAUUGCCUCUGCAAAUAUGGGUUUUCAUGUUACCGUAGUUCUAGACUUUCCCAAGGAGCAGCUGGUUGUUGGAAAUGGUUUACCCACCUUAAAGGUGGAAUAACUCAUAAUAUUUUAUACUUAUCAUUAACGUAUUAUUGUCAUCAAAAGUGCCUACUGCCACUGUCUGGAAGUGCUAUUGCCAAAGGUGAAAAAUAUACUACACUAUGCUAGGUAUCCACUAGCAUAAACACUGGCAAACAUUUCUUAACAAAACACGCAUAUAUUGAAUGAAAUCAAAACAUUUAUAAGUAAUUGUUACCGUUUUAGGUACGUAAUGAUGAUGGUGAUAAUAUUGAUAUUACAUAAACAACAUUAAGAAUCUCUAGAUUUUAUUAUAGAAUUGUAUGAUUUUAUGAUCGGAUUUAAAUUUUGAAGCUUUUUUUCUGUUAUAUAAUACAGAAACAUCACAGACUCAGAAGUUUUAUAGCACUUCUUGUAAUUUAGAUCUCUUCCUCUACUUUUUUUUCAAGUAGAAACGUUUUUUAAAAUAUUUAUUGUGUCAUACUUACUAGAAUAUUAAAUACUAAAACGGGGGAAAUAUUUAAUUCGUAAAAAGAAAUUUUACUAGAAUAUUUGAAAGCAGAAUAUGUAGAAAUGUUUUAAACAUUGAGUGGAUACAUAGCUUACUGCUCAUUUUUAAUUAAUUUCGACGAGAUAGGAUUAUCGAACACUUUAUUAAGCUACAGAUGGAUUUUUAACUUAGCAUUUCCCCUUGAUUGUAGGCGAUUUUCAUUUGAAAAUAUACCUACUAUUUAAAAGUUAAAAAAAAAAGAAACUUUUUUUAAAUCUAGCGCUUCCGAAGUAUGGCACUGGUAUCUUCCAAGGCAAUGAAAAUCUUCAAUGGCCUUUUAGGUAGCGGAUACUUAUAGUAGUACCAGACAAAUAUGUAUCCUACAUACAUACAAUAAUUAAACAGUCCAAAAUAAUUAAAUUACACAUUGAAAUUACGUGGUUGAUUUAAUGAAUAAUGGAAAUAUUACAAGGUGACUCAUUAAUAGUUUAAAAAUCUGCUUUUAUAGACUUUCUAUUUUUCAAAGUGUGAUUUCUAGUCCAUAACUAAAUCUAGUCGUUACCUUUUUUAUUUCUUUUCAAGCAUCUUUAUAUCAUGGAUUUUGAUGCAUUGUCAGCAUGUAGGAUGCAUUUGUAUUAACAUGUCUUUCGUCUUUAACGUAGGUACGUUCAUUAAAUGAGUGUACGUAAUCUUAAUUUAAGAUAUUGUAGAAAUGUUAUUUAUCAUUGUACAGCUGUAUAUCAUCAGUCAUGUAUAAAAAAAAAAAUGAAAAAAAGAAAAAUACUACCACAGCAGUGGAGUAAUUUACUUGACAUUCGUGUAACUUUGGUCACGGCAAUAUUAUUUUAAGAAUGUAAGAAUUAAUACCCACAUUUGUGAUCUCUGAUAUAACAUGAUUGGCAUAUUUAAAUACACAACUUCAAUGGAAAUAGGCAAUCGUAUAACACAUUUCUGACCAAGACACCAAUAACGUCCAAAGUUAUGGAACAAAUUAAUGAAAUUAAUUCGAAUAACUGUUUAUACCAAAUUUUAUAAUCAAGAAUCUCAUCUUCUUUUUCACGAGGAAUAUUAAGUGAACAAAACGAAAGUUUGUAAUAAAAUGACAUUGUUGUAGGUGUGUUGGAAUCAGUCGUAUAAAUUCAUAUACAAACCUGUACAAUAUGUAAAGAUCCGGAAUGAAUACAUGGCGUUACCGCUGAUAUAUUACACUAUAACGUUCCUUAUACGUUUUAUGUUAAACAUAAAUAGGGACAAUUAGAUUUCCAUGACACACUUUGAUAUCUUUUUAAUUUCGAUUGAUCAACUGCUAAUCAUACACUACAAUAAACGUCACAGUACUUUUUUUACCAAUCGAUUGUAUACAAAAUUAUUGUUAAACCGCAAACAACAAAGAUAAAUCAUGUACAGUGAAACAAAACAACAUAUCUUGAAUGGUUCCCAUUACAAAACGAGCCGGUGUUUCUGCUCGUUUUUAUUUAUCCGUGCCAAGUGAUAUAUUAAAGAUACUAUAAACGUACUAAUGAUGCCAUGUAAAUUAAAAUCUACCUACAGAAUAACUUUAAUAAAUCACUUAACACUGAAAUGGUUAAGAUCAUUGAUUUUCUUUUGUUUCUCUUUAGUUGAAUUACAUAGUUUGUUAAGUGUAGCUGUACAUUACUCGAUCGUAGAUCAAACACACGCAUUGUUAAGCUAUUAUGCUGUCUUUAUAAGACAAUUUGCAGGAAUAAUUUAUUCGAUGUAAGAUAAUUAUAAGUAUGUAAGAAGCUUUGGUAGAUUGUUGAGGUACACGUUAGGCUUCUUUAGAGAUAAUGGCGACAUAGCGGUGAGGAGGUUCCUACACUUGUUAACUAUUGGUUCACAAACUUUUAAGUAUACGAAGGUUUAGAAAUUUUCUUAUUUGGAGAUUUGGAAAUUUGAUAAUGUUAAAAUUUAGAGGUUUGGGCACUUGGAAAU
This is a messenger RNA of Megachile rotundata (alfalfa leafcutting bee), 3682 nucleotides long. Its product is annotated as post-GPI attachment to proteins factor 2-like. Gene Ontology annotation, cellular component: endoplasmic reticulum membrane; Golgi membrane. The record is from RefSeq and is a predicted model, not a curated record. Gene Ontology annotation, biological process: GPI anchor biosynthetic process. Lineage: Eukaryota; Metazoa; Arthropoda; Insecta; Hymenoptera; Megachilidae.